CAUGUUCCCUGACGAAGUGUCACCAUCUGCAACCUCAUCUCCCCUCCAAUUCUUUACAAUGAAGCCACCUAGUUUAGGAUCACCAUACCCUUGGCAAAAAGAGCUCAAAUCCGAGGAGAGGGGCCUGUGUUUGAUCCACCUGUUGCUCGCUUGUGCAAAUUAUGUUGCUGCGAGGAACCUCGAAAAUGCAAAUGUUACCCUUGAGCAAAUCUCCCUGCUUGCCUGUCCCGAUGGCGAUACGGUGCAGCGGAUUGCUGCCUACUUCACUGAGGCUCUUGCUGAUCGAAUUGUCAAAGCUUGGCCUGGUCUUUAUAAGGCCUUGCAUUCCACUAGAAUAUCUUCAGUUUCUGAAGAAAUUCUCGUUCGGAAAGUGUUUUUUGAGAUGCUUCCAUUCUUAAAGGUAGCUUAUGUGCUCACUAAUCAAGCUAUCAUUGAAGCCAUGGAAGGAGAAAAGAUGGUCCAUAUAGUCGACCUUAAUUCAUCUGAACCUGCACGGUGGAUACCUCUUCUUCAUGAAUUAUGUGCAAGGCCAGAGGGUCCUCCUCACUUGAGAAUAACCGGCGUCCACGAACAUAAAGAGGUACUAGAUCAAAUGGCUCUUAGCUUGACUGAGGAAGCAGAAAAAUUGGAUAUUCCAUUUCAAUUCAGUCCCAUAAUCAGUAACUUGGAAACACUUAAUUUCGAAAGGCUACGUGUUAAAACCGGUGAGGCUCUAGCUAUCAGCUCAGUUCUCCAAUUUCACUCCCUCUUGUCACCAGAAGAUGAUUUCCAUAGAAAGAACUCUCCCGUAGUGUUGCAGAUGGUCAAAGGCACAUUGGGUGAAUUGCUAGAGAUAGAAAUGGCCAAGGGUUAUAGCCCCAGUCCUGACUCAACCUCAUCAUCGCCACUAUCGCCAGUUGGUCCAACGAAGAUGGAUAACUUUCUUCAUGCACUUUGGGGUUUGUCACCAAAGCUCAUGGUACUUACCGAACAAGAUUCCAAUCAUAAUGGCUCCACUCUAAUGGAGAGGCUAUUUGAAGCUCUAUACUCGUAUGCUGCAUUGUUUGAUUGCUUGGAGUCUACGGUUUCAAGAACUUCAUUGGAAAGAAUGAAGAUAGAGAAAAUGCUGUUUGGGGAGGAAAUUAAGAACAUUAUAGCUUGUGAGGGAUGUGAGAGGAAAGAAAGACAUGAAAAACUUGAGAAGUGGAUUCAAAGGCUGGACUUAGCUGGCUUUGGAAGUGUACCUUUGAGCUAUUGUGGUAUGCUUCAGGCAAAAAUGUUGUUGCAGGGUUAUGGUUGUGAUGGAUAUAAGAUCAGCCGAGAAGAGAAUGGCUGUGUGUUGAUGUCAUGGCAAGAUCGACCCCUAUUUUCUGUCUCAGCUUGGAGAUGCAGGAAGUAG
Molecule: messenger RNA, 1378 nt
Organism: Argentina anserina (silverweed cinquefoil)
Lineage: Eukaryota; Viridiplantae; Streptophyta; Magnoliopsida; Rosales; Rosaceae
Product: scarecrow-like protein 3
Exons: 1
Coding region: 2-1378 (458 amino acids)
Biological process (GO): regulation of DNA-templated transcription; response to gibberellin
Cellular component (GO): nucleus
Molecular function (GO): DNA-binding transcription factor activity; sequence-specific DNA binding
Source: RefSeq, a predicted model, not a curated record